Molecule: messenger RNA, 432 nt
Organism: Rodentolepis nana
Lineage: Eukaryota; Metazoa; Platyhelminthes; Cestoda; Cyclophyllidea; Hymenolepididae
Source: the annotation of a GenBank genome assembly
AUGGCAUGGAAAGCAUCAUCGAGAAGCAGCAGACAACUUGUAAAGAAUGGAAAAGAGGGCAAAGAUAGUGGUGUCGAAGGUGAUGGCUCAAAUUCUCAAGGCUGUGAUUUAGGAGGUGUUGCAUUUGAUGACUCAAUUGCCCCAGGUUGUAGUGAACGAAAUGAUGCCGAUAGGGACGUUCCACCGGAAACAAUCACUUCAUCCUCCCCUUUCAUCACUCCAUUAUGUCGCUGUUUCGGUCACAAUAAUUCAAUCAUCAAUAACGUACCACAGGCGGAACUGGUUGAUUCUGUUGAUGCAAGAGGUGGACUUACAAUCUCAUUUUUAUCGGUUUCAACCAUCUUCAAUCUUGCUGCCAAUGCCAUCGCCUUUACGGCAGUAGCAAAGAAAGCUUAUGAGAAAUUGUUUGAGGUCGCUGCUAGUCAUCAAUAG